UAUAUAUAUAUAUAUAUAUAUAUAGGUGAGAAUCCAGCGGGUGCGGUGGUGCCUAUAAGAGACCCUCCAUUUCUAAGGAUGCUGGUGGGAAAUGCCUGGAGACAGAGAUGACGAGAUUUGUCAAAAGGCACUUGAACUGCUGUCAGAUCUUUGCUCGAAGGGGGAAGUGCAGAACGAAAACUGCCUGGAUUUUAUCUACUAUUUCCGAGACCUCGCCCGGCCACGCUACACGGACUCAGAUAUAUCUGUGAGUCUUCUGUCACUGGUCGUGACCGCCUGUGGCUUAGCCUUGUUUGGCGUCUCUCUCUUUGUCUCCUGGAAGCUGUGCUGGAUUCCAUGGAGGGAAGGCGGACUCUCACCGACCACCAAGGAGGCCCAUGCACACCUCAACCCCACCAUGAGCCCCCUAUCUUCACAGUCCAUACCCAGAAAGCCAGUUUACACAGCUGUGGACCCCCCGAUGCACGACCACCGUGAAUCCUCACACUGCUCCAUCGCCAGAGAGCCCACUCCUGUGGCAUCGGUCGUGUCAGUGGAGGCUCCUGUGACUCCUGUAUCGCCACCACCUGUGGUCAUGGCCACACCUGAGGCAGCUAUGAAGAUCAGUCACACAUCUCCAGACAUCCCACUGGAUGCCCAGUGUAAAAGUCAGGAAAACGGGGUUCACACGAACCCUCGUAUGCAGCGCCAGACCACAGAACCACCACCAUCUGGUUGCGCAAUGUCUGAAAUUAGACGAGGGUCGAUUCGUAGACAUAUGAACCUGUCCAACCCGGACUUCAAUGUGGCCCAGUUCCAAAGGCAGGACUCCCUCACUGGAAUGGGGCUGGGCCUCGGCCGUCUCAAACCUGAGCUCUACAAACAGCGCUCCCUUGAGGGAGACGAAGUAAACCGCAGGGGCGGAGGCUGUGGACGCCUCUGCCUCAUCCUCAAAUAUGACUGCGAUCUGGAGCAGCUAAUAGUUAAGAUCCACAAAGCCGAGGACCUCCCAGCUAAGGACUUCUCAGGUUCCUCUGACCCUUAUGUUAAGAUCUAUCUGCUGCCUGAUCGAAUGACCAAGCACCAGACCAAGGUGCACCGCAAGACACUGAACCCCGUGUUCGAUGAGGUCUUCCUGUUUCCCGUGGCGUACUCUGAGCUUCCGACGCGCAAGCUGCACUUCAGCGUCUAUGACUUUGACCGUUUUUCACGCCACGACAUUAUUGGCCAAGUAGUUGUGGACAACUUCUUCGAUCUGGCAGAUUUCCCCAGGGAGACAAAACUCUGCAGGGAAAUCCAGUAUGUCUCAACGGAUAACGUUGACCUGGGGGAUCUGAUGUUUUCACUCUGUUACCUGCCCACUGCCGGCAGAUUAACUAUUACCAUGAUAAAGGCUCGUAAUCUCAAGGCCAUGGAUAUCACCGGUGCAUCUGAUCCGUACGUGAAGGUUUCAUUAAUGUGCGACGGUCGCAGGCUGAAGAAGAGGAAGACGUCGACGAAGAGAAACACUUUGAAUCCAGUCUAUAAUGAGGCGAUUGUCUUUGAUGUCCCUACAGAAAAUAUUGAGCAGAUUAGCCUUUUGAUUGCAGUGAUGGACUAUGACCGCGUAGGCCAUAAUGAGGUAAUUGGAGUGUGUCGAGUUGGUAACGACGCUGACAGCCUCGGUCGAAACCACUGGGGUGAAAUGCUCACAUAUCCCCGAAAACCAGUCGCCCACUGGCAUCCUCUUGUUGAGUACCAGGGGACCGCAGGAAGCCAGGGAGGAUCCUGUAACUCUCUGAAGACACCUCCGUCUCCAUAGCCUUGAUUAACAAUUCACUGAAGAGCCCGAAUCACAACCUGAAGCCGUGGCUGCUCCUUUUUGGACAGCAGUGGUGCAGAGUGCUGCACACAUACAGUCCUUUAAGAGAAGAACACCGGCGUCCAUAAACUACUGUGGGGAGAGAGAGAGAGAGAGAGAGAGAGAGACAGAACUGUCUUGAGCUCCAGUCGAGUGAAUCAUUUUUGCAUGUUGUUUUGAAUGACCGAAAAAGAUGGAUGUUUUCAUUUCUAUGUUCAAUAAGAAAAACAACAGGCACGUGCAGGCAUUUUAGGUCUGGGCUACUCCUGGGUUUAUACAGUGGUGACUGUUCUUUUCUUUUUUUUUUUUAACAAAGUCUUGUUACUUGUUUCAAUAAGGUGAGUCUGUAUUUGCACACUGUACUUAACAACCAGUUGAACUGCCACACUGUUUCUCUUUUAACCUUAAAUUUGGUCGGUGAAUUGGUGCAUGAGGUCAUGGUUCGAUGGGAUAUUGUUCGUGUCUGCUUCGGGAAACAAACGUGUCGUUCUGUCAGUUGAUGUGCAGUGAUGGUCGGUUUUGAGACAAAGUAUCUGUAAGUUACAAUAAUGUUCAAUGUUUUCAAAUAAAGUUUAUUCAUUAAGAAAAAAACCACCAACAUCCCUCGUUGAUAUUCGACUGUUUUUUCGAAGGGACAAUCCAAUUUAUGGUGCAAUUUUCUCUGUCUUGGUAGCUUCUCUUAGUCGUACACACAGUAGACAACUACAAUAUCUAUAAAACAAUAAGCUGUGGAAAUCAAAAGAAAGGAAUAUAUAUGUAUAAACACUUAUUCUGUAGCAUAUUAGUUAUAUUGAGUUUACUGUAUCAAAAAAAUCCAGUGGACUCUAAAUCUGGCUAAUUGUGUAAACAGAUUAUGAAUUUUCCAAUUUGGCAAAGUCUAUAAACUACUUUUUAAGCUGUAAACGAAGCAAAGCAAAAACAACGACACACAUACUUGCAGCGCUUCCCCAUGACAUGAGAAACCAAUUUAUUUAGACUAUGCACUGUAUUCACUGCCAUUUUAUGCAAAUGUAAUUUGGUGAGUCGUCGUCCCUUCAAAGAUCCACGGAUGAGGAAACUGUGUGCCGGAUCAUGUUUCGCACAUUUGACGCACGUUAAAUUUGACGUUGUAUAUUUUUGCAUCCAUUCGUCUGACUGUAUCGCUGGAUGAUGAGGAAACUAUUCACGUGGAUCAUCAUCAUGAUUGUGUUUUAAUAUUCUGCCUCUAACUGCAAUAAAAAGCCUUUCAUCGAUUAA
This is a messenger RNA of Solea solea (common sole), 3055 nucleotides long. RefSeq names its product synaptotagmin IXa (gene syt9a). The record is from RefSeq and is a predicted model, not a curated record. Gene Ontology annotation, cellular component: membrane; dense core granule. NCBI's taxonomy places the organism in Eukaryota, Metazoa, Chordata, Actinopteri, Pleuronectiformes, Soleidae. Gene Ontology annotation, molecular function: clathrin binding; SNARE binding; phosphatidylserine binding. The transcript has 7 exons. Gene Ontology annotation, biological process: cellular response to calcium ion; regulation of dopamine secretion; regulation of calcium ion-dependent exocytosis. Bases 92 to 1780 code for a protein of 562 amino acids.